Molecule: messenger RNA, 1776 nt
Organism: Symbiodinium natans
Lineage: Eukaryota; Dinophyceae; Suessiales; Symbiodiniaceae
Source: the annotation of a GenBank genome assembly
AUGUUCCUCUAUUCUGCUGCCGUGAAGAAGGGCCAAGGUGCCUUGAAGAAGUGCUUCAAAGAUCAGCCGGAAGACUAUGUCGAAGAUCGGGCCGAGUUCCGGGUCGAGAAGGUGGAGUUUCCCAUGCUCCCCGGUAGCUUAACAAAGUACGCCAUCACGGCCGGGGAGGAUGCUGGCUCACAGGAUGUCACUGUUCCAAACCCCGCCUGGGGGAUGCUGCCUUUGCUGCCUGAGAAGCUUAUCGGUUUCUUUGAAGCGCGAGGUGUGAAGGUCACCAAGACAAUGGAGACGAAGCAAUUCCACACGAGGCUUGGCUUCGUCAUUCGGAAGCUGUCAGGAGUUGUUGGGCUCACGGUUACAAGGAUGGAUUACCAAAAGAUUGCCGGGAAGAAGCAUGUCAAGAACAAGCGGAAGCGAGAUGAGUUUGAGUUUGGUGGCUUCUCUGAAGAGGAGCCUGGGGAAAAGCAAACCUGGAGCAUCCCAGGAUUGGAGAAGAUAAAUUCCAGAGCAGAACUGGCGACCGUAGCGCUGGACAUCGAAGAUGUUGUUGCAGAUGAAGGAAAGAACAUGUUAAUGAUCUCCUUCAAGCAUCCCUUACGGGCUUUUCAGCAACAGUCUAUCAGCAACGAUGGUGAGAUUACGUACGUGGAAGUGGAGGAGACCAAAGGGACGAACUUGCCGGCAGUGCUUGGACAAGAACUUGUUCAGCUUGCCCCGAACACAAUGAAGAUGCAUCUCUACUUCUCGGGGGAGUGGAACGACGGAGAUGCCCUGGCUGGUGAAGGCGAGGGCAAAGCCUGCCUCAAAGAGUUAAGGUGGUACCUCGACAUGCUGAAGAAAAUCCAAUCCACGAUCGACAAGAAGCGUGAGGUUGUGGCGGGUUUCCAGCAGAGACGGGACGAGCAGAAAGGCACGAGGUUCUGCGAUCUUCCUGGGGACCAUGUUGCCAGGAAAGCCGUUGAGGAGUUCGACUUGGAUAUCACAAAAGAAACCGGACACUGGGACCCUUCAGUGCUAGAAGAAGAAUGGCGAGCGUGGUAUGACUUGCGACGGCAAGCUGUGUCGCGCUGCAGUCAGUUGUUUCGAGAAGGUUGUGAAGGGGAAGAGGAUGAAGCCGAGAAUGAGGAAGAGGAGUCCGAUGAUGAUGUUGACCAUGAUGAAGGCUACUAUCAAUCGACGCGAUUUCAACUGAAGAUGUUGAAGGACAUGCGCAGGACAUACUGCAAUGCACUGAAGCACGCGGGGCUCGAUGCUGCCAAAGCGGAAGCUGCAGCUAAAGGCCUUUUCCUGCAAAGUGUGGAUGUGAGCGAGGACGGUGGCCUCCAGCCCCGCACAGUCAGCGUGCGUGUUCGCAUAUUCAGCUCGGUUGGCCAAGCCAAGCUGGUCGAUAUCGAACACGAACAUCAUGCUCGAGCACGUGCGAGUUUUUGUGAAGAGUAUGCCCACAUCAAAGCGCAGGUUCUUGCAGUGGAUCCUGAAACUUUGACCUUCCAGGUUGUGGAUGACCUUGCCGGCACAGUGGACGACAUCACGCUCUUCGACAUGCAAUGUCAUCCUCACACGGGCAAGCGCACCUACUCGCUGGCAACGAUCAAGGACGCGCAAAAGCUCUCCGAAGCCAUUUUUGGUCAACGUCGAGGACCGUUGAAUGCUUUCUACAGCUUCCACGUCUUCAUGAUGGCAGCCGGUGCUGACACCCGGCCUUUUACAGACAUGGAUUACAGUGAGUUUUGUCCGCUGAGCUACCUAGAGACAAAGUUUCACCACAAGAAGUAG